CGGCUGUAUUGCCGCACUACAGAUUCGCAGUGGCAGUGUGAAAUGCCCGAGGGAGGUUGGGCGACGAGCCACGGCGCCCGAUGCGCCAUGCAGCGGCGUCCGCUCGGCUGCUCUCAGAGAGCAUGUCGUGCCAUGGGCGCUCGCUUGGAGGCGAAGAGCCCGGCUGCGUGCCGUGCUGUGGGGGCGGCCGCGGCAUGCCGUCAUCGCAGCGACGGAGCCGCGAGGCUCGUGCUUAUGGAGGGCCAUCUCGCGACAGUCAGGGGCUGCGGCGCCGCGGGCCGACUGAGAUCGCUGCGGCGGCGCCUCGAGGGCUCGUGGGAUGGCCAAGGCAUGAGAUUGCAAGGGGACGGAGAGGCAGGCAGGUCACAGCAGCAGCGUGCCGGGGGCGAGACGGAUGGACGAGAAAGGGCGGGGCUUUGCUAGAAUAAGGAAUGCACACGCACAGGAGAGAGAGAGAGAGCAGCAGGGAAGACCAGGGCAGACGGGAGCGACGGGACGGUGCAAAGAGGUAACCAAGGCAGCAGACGUGGAGAUGAGGGUGGGGUAAGCAGCGGCUGCAUGCCGCGGCGUGGGAUGAAGAGGUGGAGUGUGCGACUAGGCGUGGUUGAGUGUGUGGUAGUGUGUGCUUUGGAAAGUGGGUGCAGCUUGGCCGUGGACGAACGUGCGAUGGGCGAGAGGCGUGGGGCGCGGAGGGCCGAGGAGACAUGGCAGACGAAGAG
Messenger RNA from Tilletiopsis washingtonensis, 719 nucleotides. RefSeq lists its product as hypothetical. Lineage: Eukaryota; Fungi; Basidiomycota; Exobasidiomycetes; Entylomatales. The coding region runs from base 43 to 423 and encodes 126 amino acids. The record is from RefSeq and is a predicted model, not a curated record. The transcript has a single exon.